CUAGAUUUUGUUGUUGUUGUUGUUCGAACCACUGGUAAGAAAUGAAGAUGGGGAGCAACAGAGGGACUUUGGAAGGAUUAAAAGAUAGAAGGACAGAAAAGUGAAGGCGCAGCAGUGCAGUGGUGCGGGGGGACCGACGCUGUCACUCUCACUUCCACGCCAGAGUGUUGGCCAAGUGGAUUAACAGCGAGGGAGAGGUAAGACUCACGGAUGCUCAUGAGGAGGAGAGGAGCACUGCUGACAGAUGCCGGGGCAAAGAUGAGGACACCAGUGUCAUGGAGAUUCUGCUCAAGAUGAAGAGACCAACCUUAUGUGGAUUUUUUUAAUUGGGACAGAGAUGAUCCUGUCUGGAUUUUUGCAGGAGACGACCCAGAACACUCGGAGCAUUGCACUUAGGGUUUUGGUGAGUUUCUAAAUUUAAAGUAGUCUUUUAUAUAUUUACAUUAAAGAGUUCAAGUUUAUAUUUACGGUGACGUAACAGUUUCUUCUGCUGCAUACAUUUAUAAUGUAUCAAAUACAUUUCUUUUUCCUUUGGGAGGUGAGUAUGACAGGUGAGAAAUGGAUCAAUGAAUUGCUAUAAAACUAUGAAUGACUACAUUUAAAACUCAAACAUCAAGCAUUCUUAUACAUAGGUUUUCUAAUUUCCAUAUAUUUUUUAAGGAAAUACACAAACAACAUCAUUUAAGUUGGCUUUGGCAGAAGUCUGAACAUCUGGAAGCACUAGAUAAUAAUAUGACAUGCUCAAACUAUUUGAUCCUUUCUUUGAUUCUCAUAUAAUUCGUGCCAGUAUUUACAGCUCAGUAUACUACUAGAUGCUGCACCACCUCAUUUUAAGUUGUGUCCGUUCACUUGCGAUUAUUAUUACUUUUACUUAUUGAACUUAUUAUUCAGACUUCUGCUCCUUCUAAGGUCAGUUUGGUGGGAGCUGUGAACCCGUGGCAGGGUCUCAGGUUAGCUGGAGAACACUUGGUGUCCACGGCAGACCUCACCGUCUACUGUAAAAUGUAGCACUGAAAUCACAUUCAUUCUGGGAACUCUUCUUUCCCUCAACCUCUCAACCAUCACCAAGAUUAUUAUCUUCAGUCUCAAAACUUCACUAGCUCCAAUGACUAUGAUGUGAUAUUCCAUUGUUUUUAUCUUGGGUCCAGGAUUUAUUCAUUUAUCUGUCCGUCUGCUGUUCUGCCAGGGGCUGUCCGGGUGACGGACAUCAGCAACAGCCAGCAGACAUGGUCAGAGUCCAUUUCACUUCAAUAUAAUGAAUGUAAUUCUUCAGCACUAUAGAGAACAUGCAGGGCUGGUUUGCUGUUUUAGUCUGUGGCUCAGUAAAAGCCCAGAGUUUCUUCAUCAUGGGGCGAUAGAUUGUCGUUGUACUAUACCAAUUUUAGCCGACUUGUAACCUGGAAAUCCUCUACGAUACGUUUCAUCACUGCUGCUGCUGCUGUAUUCAUCUAAUAAUUAGACAUAUUGGAACCAAUAUAAGCAGCUUCCUGUCGAGUCCUCACGUCUCCCUGUUGAUGCCCACAGGGAAUGGGGAUCCACCUAAAUCUCCUCUUGUUCACUUGUUUCAUUCUGUCCAUCUGUGCUUUCCCACGUGCAUCAACCCUGGAGCAUCUUAUCCCGAGCCCCCCUCCACCCUCUCCGUCCUCCUGCUUUUAAUCUGGCUGACUUUACACUCAUGGCUUUGCUGCUGUAGUUACAUCACUCUCGUAGGCCCAUUUAAACCUGGCAGACCAUUGGCAUUUAAGAGCAAACCCAAACAUCUGUUCCUCCUUCUGAAGCUGUCGUCCAAAUCUCAAAAAUCUGCCCUCUGCUGGCACCGCGACCCCGCCUCCUUCCCCUCCCACAGUGAGGCCAUGCUGGAGAGUUUGUCAAGACGCUCCCGCUCCCUGCUCUCCCUGACCUUAACCUCUCUGGCUCUGGCCCUUUCCAUCCUGGCCCUGUGCACCUCCUACUGGUGCGAGGGAACACACAAGGUGGUGAAGCCCCUCUGCCUGUCGCCUGUCAAGAUGAAGAACUGCGGUCAGAACAACAGCGAGCCAUACACCACAGAAAGUCCAACUCCGAACCCCUUCAAUCGGACUCUGUCGCCUGCCAGAAGAGAAGAGCUUGCGAAGAUCAGACAGAGACAGUUGGCCAAUGCUGUCCAUUACAUCUGGGAGACAGGGGAGGACAAGUUCGCGUUUAGAUACUUCCACACAGGCUUUUGGGAGAGCUGCGAGAAACACAAUGACGGUGAGGUAUGCAGGAGCUUCAUAGAUUUAACUCCCGGGGAAACUCAAGGUCUUCUCGGGAUGGUGGCCCACAUGAUGUACACAACUGUGUUUCAGAUGACCGUCAUAGUGGGACCGAAGGACUGGAGGCCUCAGACAUGGGACUAUGGCUGGUCAUUUGCCCUUGCCUGGGUGUCCUUCAGCUGCUGUAUGGGGGCCGCCGUGGUGACGCUCAACUCCUACACCAAGACCAUUAUCGAGAGACGUCGCAGGCAGAGGUUGCGCCUGGAAGAAGCUAGAGCUACCACUCAUGCCCCGUCCUAUGAGGAGGUGGUCCCCGGGGGCGGGCUCUACUCCGUCAGUGGCCUAUUACAGUGUCCGGACGGCAUGAUGGACGUGGCCUGGGCUCAGAACGGCGGCGUAGUGGGAAUGGGCAAUGGGGACGUCCCCACACUGGUCUUGGUGGGAGGCUGCGGACCAGAGGGCUGUGAAGACUGUGAGAGGGAGAUGGACGAGAUGGAAGACGCCAUGGAACGUGUGGACUCUCCUUGUUGAUAGACCACUUUCUAACCCAAGUCUAAAGGGACCAAGAACCCCUCAUAGUUUUCCCCCUCACUUACAAGACCUUUCAAUGUAAAUGGAGCUCGAGAGCCAGUGACUUUGAAACAUAUCAGAAUGUAUUGAUGCCACACUGACUUGCAAGACUGUCUGGAUUUAUCAGUGCCUCACGGUCGUGCGGUUGAAAACUCACUCUGUUGGACCUCAGCUUUAACAUUGCAGGGAAAAUGGUUUCUAUUUUAUAAGUCUAUCUGACUGUUGACAACAUAUAGUUCUUGCAUUUCUGUGAUUUAUUUAUAACUCUAAUCAGAGAGCAUUGGAAGGGAACAAACAUUUUGCUGUUCUGUGGAAUAAACUUUCAUUUAUUUGUAACACUUU
This is a messenger RNA of Synchiropus splendidus (mandarinfish), 3146 nucleotides long. RefSeq names its product germ cell-specific gene 1-like protein. Lineage: Eukaryota; Metazoa; Chordata; Actinopteri; Syngnathiformes; Callionymidae. Gene Ontology annotation, cellular component: plasma membrane. Bases 1515 to 2765 code for a protein of 416 amino acids. The transcript has 5 exons. The record is from RefSeq and is a predicted model, not a curated record.